Molecule: messenger RNA, 273 nt
Organism: Ostertagia ostertagi
Lineage: Eukaryota; Metazoa; Nematoda; Chromadorea; Rhabditida; Trichostrongylidae
Source: the annotation of a GenBank genome assembly
AUGAUCGACUGGAAUCAGCUACCGAGUGAGAUCAUCAGCGCUGUUUCCGACUAUUUGAGUUUCUCUGAACGCCGAACACUGUCAAUGGUCAGCCGUCGCUGCCGACAAAUUGUGAGCGCAAGACGUGAGAGAUUUUCCGGUAUCAUCGUUCGUGGAAUGCCAUCUAUAAAUUACUACUUCAUUGAUGUCGCGUUUGAUGAUGGAUCCCGAUUGCGGAAAGAAUUCAGUUCAACUUACUGUGGAACAACCGACGUUAAGACUGUGUUGACAGAC